This is a messenger RNA of Spea bombifrons (plains spadefoot toad), 2426 nucleotides long. RefSeq names its product forkhead box L2 (gene FOXL2). Gene Ontology annotation, biological process: cell differentiation; anatomical structure morphogenesis; regulation of transcription by RNA polymerase II. The coding region runs from base 386 to 1363 and encodes 325 amino acids. Lineage: Eukaryota; Metazoa; Chordata; Amphibia; Anura; Pelobatidae. Gene Ontology annotation, molecular function: RNA polymerase II cis-regulatory region sequence-specific DNA binding; DNA-binding transcription factor activity, RNA polymerase II-specific. The record is from RefSeq and is a predicted model, not a curated record. The transcript has a single exon.
UGGAGAGGGGAGUGGACGCUUCAAGAGGAACCCAGCUGCUGCCUGGGAGCUGCUCAGCUGCACUAGACUGGUCACUUCCACAGUAAGGACCCAACUGCUCAAACCCAGGUGAUUUACAGUCUGGACAGAUCUAUGCCAAGUGGAACCUCAAUUACAGACUGGCCAACUUGGCUCCAGGGGCUUCCAACCACAUCCAAUAAAAGCUCAACAGAUCCUCAGCCGAACCAUUCUCUGCUAUUCUUCUGCUCCAAGCUGCUCUGAAGGGACCUCAGACUGGACAGGACAGAUUUAGAAGAUCUCCAGUUCCAGCUUGGUAAGCCCAAAGCUGCCCACAUCGGUGGAUUCCAGGCUGUCAGGAAUACUUCAUGGACCAUCUGAUGCUCAUAUGAGAACUGGCACAGGAACCACCGAAUACUCUGAUCUAGCCAGCUCCUUCACUCAGAGCUGUGCCACCAUGGCCACUUACCAAACUCCUGAAGAAAGCUCUGUGGCUUUAUUGACUCACAACUCCAGCAGUAAAGAAAUCGACCGAAGUAAGGAAGACAUUGGGCAAGAUAAGGGGCAGGAUAAGCCAGACCCAUCUCAAAAGCCCCCUUACUCUUAUGUGGCCCUGAUCGCUAUGGCCAUCAGGGAGAGCCCCGAAAAGCGGCUAACGCUGUCUGCUAUAUACCAGUACAUAAUCAGCAAAUUCCCCUUCUACGAGAAGAACAAGAAGGGCUGGCAAAACAGCAUUCGCCACAACCUGAGCCUCAACGAGUGCUUCAUCAAGGUGCCUCGGGAAGGCGGCGGAGAAAGGAAAGGCAACUACUGGACCCUAGAUCCAGCCUGCGAGGAUAUGUUCGAGAAGGGCAACUACAGAAGAAGGAGACGAAUGAAGAGACCUUUUAGGCCACCUCCUACCCAUUUCCAAGCAGGGAAGAGCCUCUUUAGCAGUGACACCUACGGCUACCUUUCCCCACCUAAGUACCUGCAGUCCACUUUCAUGAACAACUCGUGGUCGCUGGGUCAGCCCCCCGCUCCCAUGUCCUACACGUCGUGUCAGAUGUCUGGGGGCAAUGUCAGCCCGGUGAACGUGAAGGGACUGUCCGCAUCGCCCUCAUACAACCCAUAUUCCAGGGUCCAGAGCAUGGCUUUGCCCAGUAUGGUCAACUCCUACAACGGCAUGAGCCACCACCAUCACCACCCCCAUGCCCAUCAUCCCCAGCAGCUGAGCCCUGCCAGUCCCGCGCCCCCUCCUACAGCCAGCCCCAACGGGGUGCAGUUUACCUGUGCCAGGCAGCCUUCAGAGUUAUCCAUGAUGCACUGUUCCUAUUGGGAGCACGACACCAAGCACAGCGCCCUGCACCCUAGGAUAGACCUCUGAGGACGACUCCUAGACCGAAUCCUAAGGAUCAAACCGUAUGUACCGCGAGGAGAGAGCCUGGACCCCGUGAUGCCCCCUGUAGUUCAGGAUUACUUUUAGACUUGGUGCUAUAGAGACAUUGAGGGGACUGAUAACAUUGGCACCCUCUGCGCACCAGUGUAAGUGUGUCCAUGCGUGUGUUACACGGGUUUCUGCUGGGACAGCACGUUGCAAAUCAAUAUCUGCAUGCGAUCUCACGCUGAGAAUCCGAGAUAUGACUCCUGGUACUCCAGCUGCCACACACUACAACCCCAAUCAUCCUCAGCCAAGCCACAAGGCUGCUUCGUUAAGCAUGAGAUAAGUGGUAGUCCUUGACAGCUGGACGGCCAUAUAUUAUGUAUUUAUGUAUCCACCACGAAAAUAUACUGUAAAUAAUAGCAAGGUUGUGGCACACGUGAGACGUGGUAUGUAAAACCGCACAUGUGAGUGUGUAUAGAGCGUGUAUGUGAAUACCGGGUUGUAUGUAGCCAGUAUGUACCCAUCAUAAUGUUUAGGUUCUGAAAAGCCUUGUGAGCCUCAAAACAAUUCCCACCUUGGGGUUUUUUUUUAAGUUUUGCCCCAUUCAGAACUUUGGAAACUUCACCUUUAUACCAUCGCGUUAAUCGUGUCCCUAUAACCUCCUCUAAUUAUGUUUAUUCAGACAUCAGAACCAUUAGCUGAAUUAACUUAAUAGAAAGAACUCAACGUGACCGCAAAACUGCCUCUUAAGAUAAUUGUGAUCGGUUACCCGUUCCAUAGUCAUUUCGUAUGUAUGAGCACAGAUAGGGAAAUCCGGUCUGUGUAUGUGUGUAUAUGUGUAUGUGUGCAGUAUAAUCCGGGAUUCGCUCCGGUCGGUGUAUAUGUGUUUGUGUGCAGUAUUAUCCGGGUUUCGGUCCGGUCUAUCUUCACUCAUUUACCCGUCUGUCUGCCAAAGAGUUAAUAUUUGGGACCAAUUUUGCCAGAGUAAAGUCAUUUAGCACUUUUUUUUUGUUUUGGUUGUAUUUUCUAGCCUUGUAAAUUCACAAAUAAAGUAUUCUUUUUUUUC